AAAAAGGAGGCCUCUCCGGGCAAGCCUUGGCAGAUGUGCUCUAUGUGCGCCGCGGAACGGAUGUCUUCGUUUGGUUUUUAAAAAAUUUGGAUGCUUUUCGAGUUUUGAAAAUUCUGUGUUUGGAAUUGAAUAUCUAUAUUUUAUAUACCGAAUAUAAAGAGAGUGGUGAUACUUGUGAUAGUUUUUUAAGAAAUUGUGUGAAAAUGCCCCGCAAGAAGCGCGCCUCCAGCCCCUUGGAUCUCUACGAUGAAGACUUUGAUGAGGAUGCUAGUUCACAUAGCUCCCAGCCGCCGGUGCAACGGAAUGCGGCCAAUGCCCGGGAGCGAAUGCGUAUGCGGGUGCUAUCCAGCGCCUACGGACGCCUCAAGACCAAGCUGCCCAACAUUCCGCCGGACACGAAACUCUCCAAGUUGGACACCCUGCGCCUGGCCACCCUAUACAUCAAGCAGCUUAUCACGGCAGUGGAAACGGGCAGCCACCACAGCCACACACAGAAUCACAACCAGAGUCACGGGAACGGGCACAGUCACAGCCUGAACCACAGCCAUUCAAGCACCGCCAGCUCCGAUGGCCUGGACACGAGUCACAUGGCAGGAGAGGCUGCCUCUGGAGCAGGCAAUUUCCAUUUUCAUGGCAGCGGGCACGGCAUGAGCUGGCCUUUCGAGUUCCAUCAGAGCAGUCGCAGCCUGGCUGCCUUUGGUGCGGCCACAUCCUCCAGCUCCUCCUCCGGCCGCAUGGACUGGCAGUCUCUGCAUCAUCCCAUCCAGGGCUAUCCGAAAACCACACGGAAUGAGGCCCAUGUCCAAGCGGAUCUCAGUUACCACCAGCUGCCGGAGUCCCAUGGUCACUGGUAUCCGGCGGAAAUGCAUCAAAUGGAGCCCUCGCCUAGCUGUUCUUACGAGACGGGCGUGGGGCAGCAUCAGCGAGGAAUAGCAAUAGCCACCAGCCAUGCUCAUGGUCUAUAAUGAAGCCGCAUUUAACUCCUAGUAAUUGUAUUAAAACGUGAUCUACUUGUAUGUGCAACUUGUAAUUAUCGCUAUAAGGCCAAAGAUUGGUGUUACCUCAUGAUCUAUCAGUUUAUUAGCAAAUAUAUAUGUGUAUGUUUUGUAAUUUAAAAAAUGUUGAUUAAUUUUCAAUUUAACGGACGGCACAGAGUUUAAGUUU
This is a messenger RNA of Drosophila kikkawai, 1164 nucleotides long. RefSeq names its product basic helix-loop-helix domain-containing transcription factor HLH54F (gene HLH54F). Gene Ontology annotation, molecular function: DNA-binding transcription factor activity, RNA polymerase II-specific; protein dimerization activity; RNA polymerase II transcription regulatory region sequence-specific DNA binding. NCBI's taxonomy places the organism in Eukaryota, Metazoa, Arthropoda, Insecta, Diptera, Drosophilidae. The record is from RefSeq and is a predicted model, not a curated record. Gene Ontology annotation, biological process: developmental process; regulation of transcription by RNA polymerase II.